Molecule: messenger RNA, 357 nt
Organism: Cooperia oncophora
Lineage: Eukaryota; Metazoa; Nematoda; Chromadorea; Rhabditida; Trichostrongylidae
Source: the annotation of a GenBank genome assembly
AUGGCGCCUUUGAUCUUCGCUGGCCUAAGACUUAGUAAGAAGAAUGGAAAGCUGGUGUUCCUUGGUCUGGACAAUGCUGGGAAAACCACUCUCCUGCACAUGUUGAAAGACGACAGAAUGGCACAACAUGUGCCUACUUUGCACCCAACGUCUGAGGAAUUGACUUUGGGAGGCAUUCGAUUCACCACUUUCGACCUUGGCGGCCACGCACAGGCGCGUCGUGUCUGGAAAGACUACUUCCCUGCUGUAGAUGCCAUAGUGUUCUUGGUGGAUUGCGCCGAUUUGGAGCGCAUUCCGGAAAGUAGAACUGAACUCGAAUCACUCAUCAGGGACGAACAGGUAUGGCCCCAUGUCUAA